This is a messenger RNA of Oncorhynchus kisutch (coho salmon), 7153 nucleotides long. It is a transcript of the gene usp13, whose product is annotated as ubiquitin specific peptidase 13. Gene Ontology annotation, biological process: protein deubiquitination. Lineage: Eukaryota; Metazoa; Chordata; Actinopteri; Salmoniformes; Salmonidae. The record is from RefSeq and is a predicted model, not a curated record. Bases 131 to 2788 code for a protein of 885 amino acids. The transcript is spliced from 22 exons. Gene Ontology annotation, molecular function: protein binding; zinc ion binding; cysteine-type deubiquitinase activity.
UUCAGCGUCAUAUCCCUCGCCGCUGGAGGAAUGUCGAGACCGAAUGAUUUAAAAAUAGCAUCUUCUCUCCUCUGACAGCCUUCUCUAGUGACUCCCUUAGCAUUGUGGUGCGAGAAGCAGGAAUGCGAAGAUGGCUGCAGAUUUAGGAGAGCUGCUUGUCCCUUAUAUGCCCACCAUCAGAGUUCCCAGAACAGGAGACAGGGUUUUCAAGAGCGAAUGUGCCUUUUCCUACGAUUCUCCCGAGUCUGAGGGAGGCUUGUAUGUGUGUAUGAACACAUUCCUGGGCUUUGGCAGAGAACAUGUGGAGAGACAUUACCGUAAAACCGGACAGAGUGUUUACAUGCUCCUCAAACGGCAUGUCAAAGAGAAAGCCACAGGUGCCGCAGGAGGCGCCAUCUCCAGAAGAAGAAAUGGCAGAGUGUUCCUAGAUUUAGAACUGAACCGUGAUUUUAACGGGGAUGAGUAUGAGUGUGAAGACGAGGCCAAGCUCGUCAUAUUCCCAGACCACUUCGAGAUCCCCUUACCAAAUAUUGAGGAGUUGCCUGCACUGGUGACAAUAGCCUGUGAUGCCGCGCUCAACGCUGCGUCAGCCUACAAAAAGCAGGAGUCUGACUCCUGGGACGAGGAGAUCCAGGUCUCCAAACACGCCAGGAGUCUCCGACAGCAGGACAACGGAGUGAGGAUCCCACCCAGUGGUUGGAAAUGUCAGAAGUGUGAGAUGAGAGAGAACCUGUGGCUGAACCUGACGGACGGAGCGGUGCUUUGUGGGAAGUGGUUCUUCGACGGUGCUGGAGGAAACGGCCACGCCCUGGACCACUACAAAGACACCAACUUCCCUCUGGCAGUCAAACUGGACAACAUCACCGCAGAUGGAGCAGAUAUAUAUUCGUUUGAUGAAGAAGAAGCAGUCCUGGACCCUCACAUAUCCGAACACUUGCAACACUUUGGAAUAGACAUGCUACAGAUGCAGCAGAAUGGAACAGAAAAUGGCCACCUCAACACAGACAACACAGAGAGCGUUCGGCCUCGGGUCAGCGAGUGGGAGGUGAUCCAGGAGUCGGGCAUGAAGCUGAAGGAGGUGUACGGCUCAGGUUUCACGGGCAUCAAGAACUUGGGUAACAGCUGCUACCUGGGCACCACCAUGCAGGUCCUUUUCAGCAUCCCAGAGUUCCAGAGGGCGUAUGUUGGAAAUCUACAGAGGAUCUAUGACUACUCACCUCUUGACCCCACCACGGAUUUCAGCACACAAAUGGCUAAACUGGGCCACGGACUUCUCUCAGGCCUGUACUCCAAACCACCAAUGAAAUCCGAGCUCAUUGAACAGGUGAUGAGAGAAGAAUACAAGCACCAGUCGAAGGGCAUCUCUCCCAAGAUGUUCAAAGCCAUGGUCAGCAAGGGCCACCCCGAGUUCUCCUCCAACAGACAGCAAGACGCACACGAGUUCUUCCUGCACCUCAUCAACCUGGUCGAGAGAAACAGUGCUGGCUCAGAGAACCCCAGUGAUGUCUUCCGCUACCUGGUGGAGGAGCGUGUGCAGUGCUGCCAGACGCAGAAGGUGUGCUACAACCAGAAGGUGGACUACCUGAUGCAGCUCCCGGCCCCCAUGGAGGCCGCCUCCAACAGAGAGGAGCUGAUAGCGUAUGAGGCCAAGCGAAGAGAGGCAGAGGAGAACAUGAGAGCCCCUCCAGAGCCUGUGAGGGCCCGGAUCCCCUUCACAGCGUGCCUGCAGGCCUUCACAGAGCCAGAGAACGUCCCCGACUUCUGGAGCUCAGCACUGCAGGCCAAGUCAGCUGGAGUCAAGACUUCCCGUUUCGCCUCCUUCCCAGAGUAUCUGGUAGUGCAGAUUAAGAAAUUCACAUUUGGGGUUGACUGGGUUCCAAAGAAAUUAGAUCUAUCCAUAGACGUACCAGACUUCCUGGACCUGUCUCGACUCCGGGGCACAGGGCUGCAGGCAGGAGAGGAAGAGCUCCCUGACCUCACCCCCCCCAUCGUCCUGCCUGAAGACACCAGAGAUGACUCAAUGAACUCCUCAGAUUCCCCAGAUAUAGACGAGUCGGCGGCGAUGCAGCUGGCGGAGAUGGGCUUCCCUCUGGAGGCCUGUCGGAAGGCCGUUUACUACACAGGGAACAUGGGCCCUGAAAUGGCCUUCAACUGGAUCAUAGCCCACAUGGAGGAGCCUGACUUUGCUGAGCCCCUGGCCCUUCCUUCCUUCAUGGAGCCAGGCCCCUCCAUGGCCAGCCUGGGCCUGACAGCCACCCCCCUGGACAACCAGCCUCCGGAGGAGAGCAUUGCCAUCCUCACAUCCAUGGGCUUCCCCCGCCGCCACACAGUCCAGGCCCUCAAAGCCACGAACAACAACUUGGAGAGGGCUCUGGACUGGAUCUUCACCCACCCGGAGAGGGAGGAGGAGGAGGAGGAGCCUAGUGACGACCUUUUGGACAUGUCUGACAUCAUGGAGCCCAACGACAACACCUUCUCCAACGCAAACACGAACAGCCACUCCACGCUGUCCCCAGACCAGGAUGCCUCGGGCCCCAGGAUCAAAGACGGACCCGGACAAAUCAUGGACCACAGUCUCUCCAACUACCAUCUGCAUGCUUGUCAAGGUUACGAGCUUUUUGCUUUCAUCAGCCACAUGGGAGCGUCCACUAUGUCUGGUCGUUAUGUAUGUCAUAUCAAGAAGGAAGGAAGAUGGGUGAUCUUCAAUGACCAUAAAGUGUGUUUGUCAGAAAGGCCUCCAAAAGACUUGGGCUACAUCUACUUUUACCGUCGGCUGUCUAGCUGCUAGACCUAUCCCCCCCCCCCCCCCCCCCCCCCCCCCUUGACCGUCAGCUGUCUAGCUGCUAGAACCCCCUCCACUCAACCCUCCAACCUUAGAGAACCACAGCCUGGAAAACAGAGGACAACCAUGACAUCAGUGGAAACCAUGGAAACACCUCAGACCAGCCAUGAAACAAAGGAAGCCAUCAAACUCAUCCAAGUCACUCAAGAGCAACAGGAAAAUGCUUCCAUACUUCAAGUGCAGUCAAAAAAAAGGGAAAGCAAUGUGGGUAUUUUUUGUAUGUCACUGUGAAAAUCGUGUGCUUUUGUGUAUUGAAACAUGUUAUUUUGUCUACGGUGUUGGUACAGAGGGAUGUGUGCAAUUCUUGUUAUUGGAGUGCUCUACACCUAUAGUAUUAGCCUAUCAGAUCGUGCUAUUCAUUUUCUAUGCCUUCAGCUACUGUGCCAGUAUUUUUAUUCAUGAAGUGCUACGUUUUAUAAACGUGGAGCAUUGUCCUGAAGUGGUCACGCAUCACUGCCAGGAACUAAAACUCUCUGAAGCGAAACUCAACAAAAAAAUCGCAAUGCUGCUCAAUGCUGCUGGGAGCUUUGCAUGUACAGAUGUAGGAUCUUAAUUUGACCACAGCAGGAAAAUAAUCCUGUAGCAACUGGAAAUGUGAAUUGUGUGGAUUAUAAUUAAUGGACUUUUUUGUAGGGGUUGAUACAUUUUUAUUUAGGACAAAUCAUAUGAUGAAAAAACGCAUAAUACUGUGUUUUGACAGUUCUAAAUCUUGAAAGCUUGAUCGCGGAAAUACAAAACAUUUUGGGAAUGUAUCAAAUGUGGCGUAAUGCAACGAAUACUAAAACAGUUUUCUUAGUGAUAUUUUCCUUUAACGUGUGACGCAGGAUAGAAACAUAAUGGCAUUGAAUGCAGAGAAAUGGGCAGCAUAAGCAAGUUUCAGAAUAAGGAAACACAUUUGAAAAAAACGCCCUCGUCUAAUGAUGAACACUUACACAUGGGAAUCCAUGAAUAUGUAAUAUCCUUAUUGGAGAGUCCGAUGUACGUACUGAUGGUGUCAUAAUAGUCGCAUAUCUGUCUGGUUUUGACUUGCUGAUGACAUCCUGUUUUUUUCUGGGAUUCAGAGGAGAAACGGUAACAAUUGGACGUAUCAAGUUGAGUCAAGUUCAUUUAAUUUCCCACGAGAACAGAAUCGGUUUUUUAUAUUGAAAUCUGAAAGCACUUUUUCGACAGAUUAUUUUAUAUCCUUGCUUUUCACAGAGAAACAGAGCACUAGCAUAGCAGCUACCUUGGCUCAAAUACCACAAACUGAUGUAUUCGCUUCUCUUGAAUGUGGUAAAAGCCAUGGGCUGAAUGUGUUUUAUUUUCAGACCAUGUUGCGAUUUACUCAUACUGUAUUCAUACCGUUGUUGCUUCACAUAUAAUUCUACACAUAAGUGAAACAUGCCUUGGGAUUGCCAUUUUCCUCAGAUCAGAUUGGCCAUGGUGACUAGCAAUGCAGAAUUUUUAUUUUAUUUUAAUCCUUUAGAUAAAAGGCCCACCCCAGUUUUGCAUAAUAUCUAGAAAUAUUUUGUAUACAGUAUUCUAAGGAGAUCCACUUUGGUUGCUCGCCUAAUUUGAUUUAAAAAAAUUGUGGAAGGACAGACGACACACUAACUCAUGAGGUAAACUUUUGCCCAUUAUGGUAGUCCUUAAAUGUUACCUUGUUUUGUAUUCAUAUUCGAUACGCCACCAUCUUUUUAAAUGCAGAAUGGUAUGCAUCUGAACACAUCCAACUUGUGUUACGUUAUUAUUAUAGCAAUAUGCACUGGGAUGGAAUCUCAUCUCUUGAGAAUACACCAUGUACUGUAGGUUGUGAUCUACCGUUUGUUUCAGAAUGCGUUCUCGUGCUUUUAUGACGUGGUGCAGUCCUGAAUGUAUUCCUUAUGGUGCUCACUGCAACCAAAACCUAUCUUCAGCUUUAAUGCUCAAAUCGAUCACAUAUCAAAGACCUUACUGACGCAUAGUCACCAACCCUUGUGUAUCUAUUGAUACUGUAUUCACCAUUUGCUCAAAGACUCUCUGCUCAUGCACCGAGUCACUAGGAUGCCUUCUUCUCCUGAGCCUAUACAGCCACUCUAUCAAAGACAGUUUGUCGACCUGCGUAGUUGUAUAAACAAAGUGUUGCCUACAGUUCAUUACAUAUCGACAAGGUAGUGGAGUGCAAUGUUACAUAUCAAAUGUAUUUUUUUCUUUCUAAGAAUAAUUACCUGGGACACUAGCCUAUCAAAGAAUACUUACCUGCGGCACUAUCCAAUCAAAUAAUUGUUACCUGGGGUACUAUUCAAUCAAAAUACUUACCUGGGGAACUAGCCAAUCAAAGAAUUGUUACCUGGGGUACUAUUCAAUCAAAGAAUACUUACCUGGGGCACUAUCCAAUCAAAUAAUUGUUACCUGGGGUACUAUUCAAUCAAAGAAUACUUACCUGGGGCACUAUUCAUUCAAAAUACUUACCUGGGGAACUAGCCAAUCAAAGAAUACUUACCUGGGGAACUAGCCAAUCAAAGAAUACUUACCUGGGGCAGGUUUCUUGAAAAAGUCAACAUGAUUUAUUUUUGCAUUUUAAUACUUCUCAAUUCAAUUAAAGCACUCCACAACACAAAGGGUGAUAUGAAAGAAACUAAAACUGCAUAUAAAGUCAAACAUACUUUCUUGCUGUGCAGGAUGAAUCAUGUUUUUGGACCCAUACCAGGAACCCAGAAAAUGGUUUUGAUUUACUGGAGCCUUUGGUUGUGUUUGGGAGAAGAUUACAAUUCCCCCUCAAGAUCUCCCAUCCUUGUCAGACACUCCUUGAUCAUUUGCUGUUGUGUACUUUGCCUGUGCAGUGGGGAUUCUUUAUGGUCUCUAUGUAAGUCUUUGUGUUACUGCAAUCUCCCUUCCACAUGUGAUUGUUUUUCUUAUAGAGAUAGAAUGUAUAGAGUGAAUCCCUCCUCUUUUCCAUUUAGAUUGCCAAGAGUCCUAGUGACCCUUUGUAUAACCAGGCCUACUUCACAGCCAAAGGUAUUUUUUUGUUGUUUAUUUUACUAGGAAUGUCAGUUAAGAACAAAUUCUUAUUUUCAAUGAUGGCCUGGGUUAACUGCCUUGUUCAGGGGCAGAACGACAGAUUCGUCAGCUCGGGGAUUCGAUCUUGCAACCUUCCAGUUACUAGUCCAACCACUAGGCUACCUGCCUCCCCAUCUGAUUGCUGAGGGAGGGUGUUCUGUGCAUUCUAGUUCUUUACAUUUGUCCUCUACAGGGGCUCCUCCCACCUUGGCACUCAUCCUCUUUUAGGCUGGCAGGGUGACCUCUCACCUUCAUUUACAGUGGAUAGAUUUGUUAUGGAGGAUGUCUGGGGCUAGAUUCUAUCAGUUCUGCCUUAACCCGCAAUAACCGACAACUGAAUAGCAGUUUCAUUGUUUUUAUUUAGGCGAUGUCGGAGGUGUAACUACGUUGGCGCUGUCAAAUCUGCAAACGUCUCGUUAAACCGAUCGUGGACAUUGCCAUUGGAUGCCAGCAAACGUCUCCCGGCGUUAAACCGAUCGUGGACAUUGCCAUUGGAUGCCAGCAAACGUCUCCCGGCGUUAAACCAAUCGUGGACAUUGGAUGCACCGUGUCGCAUUAGUAAUAAGCCCAUGUAGCCUUUUUACAAAUUUGAAUACUGGAAUGUGUGUUGUAACCUACACCUCAAUUAGGCUGAUAUUAUUCCAUAAUAUGAUUUUACAUUUGGGUCAUUAUUUCUAUAUAGCCUAGGCUUGCUUUCUCGUUGUGAACUUUAACGCGAAUGGAUGUGGCUUCGUGACAAUGACCACACGAACCGCUUGCUCACCGGUUUGCCAGCUCUGAUACAGUUACACCUCCGACAUGGCCAAAACACCAGCUAUGCAGUGUUGAUCUGAUUUUAAAUCUAGGCCUUCGUCUUCUGCCUUUUUUUCUCAGCCCUCCAUCAUCUCUGUCUCUCCCUCUCCACCACUCGCUCUAUCUCCCGAGGUUGUAGAUGGUAACUAACGGUUCACCUUUUGUGUCACAAAACGCCUUCGUACUGUCCGCAUGUGCACUAAGAGUUGACAUUCAGUCAUUUGGAUUGUACAAUUGUAUUUGUGUGUUUUCUAAUAUAAUUUAACUAAAUGGUCAAUGGUACUUCACCUGUUUUUACUCCUUUUUCUUCUUUUUUUUGCCAAUUCUGUAGUUUUCAUUACAUACAGAUUCCCUGAAGGGAUUAUUUAAAGUAGACUUUUGUAAUGUAUGGAUUUAUCCAAAUAUUGUUUGGGAUAUCAGUAUUGUAAUGGAAUAUGAGAAUACAUGGUUAUCACAACAAUAUAUCCGCUGGUACUGUCAAAUAAACUGCGUAUUUCUUGA